GGAGCAAAUAAGCAGCUUAAGGAGCUACUCUCAGCUGCAACGAAGGAAUCCCUUAAGAUCCAGAGACUUUUCGCUAAUGACGGCACUAAGUGGAUCUUCAACCCUCCAGCGGCACCGCAUAUGGGCGGAAAAUGGGAGGCGGCGGUAAAAUCAAUCAAGUAUUAUCUACAACGAACCAUCUCGGAUACGUUGCUAACGUUCAAAGACUUCUCCACGUUCUUAGCUCAAGUUGAGGCGGUUCUCAACUCUAGACCUCUCAGCUCUCUCUCGGAAGACCCUGAUGACAUCAGAGCAUUAACACUAGGGCAUUUCAUCAGAGGGGAAGCAUUAACAACUAUCCCCGAGCCUUUUCUAACAGACAUCUCAGAUUCCAGGUUAUCUAUUUUCCAGCAGAUUCAAGAGCGCUUCCAGCAAUUUUGGAGAAGGUGUUCGACGGAAUGCCUGCAAGCGCAUCAGACCACAUCCAAAGGGCAGACAUCGCAGAACGACAUUAAGGAAGGGUUUCUUGUCCUCGUUACCGACCAACGACUUCCUCCGUCAAAAUGGCCUCUCGCCAGGGUGAUCCAGCUACACCCAGGAAAGGACGGUCUCUGCAGGGUUAUCACACUGAAAACGACCACCAGCACUAUCACCAGACCUAUCGUCAAGCUCGCACCAUUGCCUCUCCAACCGCACAAGGAAUAA
Polistes canadensis is the source of this 684-nucleotide messenger RNA. RefSeq lists its product as uncharacterized. The record is from RefSeq and is a predicted model, not a curated record. The annotation marks the transcript as partial. Gene Ontology annotation, molecular function: nucleic acid binding. Lineage: Eukaryota; Metazoa; Arthropoda; Insecta; Hymenoptera; Vespidae. The transcript has a single exon.